Messenger RNA from Alligator mississippiensis (American alligator), 4541 nucleotides. RefSeq names its product homeobox B3 (gene HOXB3). Gene Ontology annotation, biological process: regulation of transcription by RNA polymerase II. Bases 1660 to 2859 code for a protein of 399 amino acids. Gene Ontology annotation, cellular component: nucleus. The record is from RefSeq and is a predicted model, not a curated record. The transcript has 4 exons. Gene Ontology annotation, molecular function: DNA-binding transcription factor activity, RNA polymerase II-specific; RNA polymerase II cis-regulatory region sequence-specific DNA binding. Lineage: Eukaryota; Metazoa; Chordata; Crocodylia; Alligatoridae.
CAUAUUAUGAUUUAUUUGUUCUAAGCAUAUAUUAAUACGGUUACAUGAUGUUUUCACCAACUGGUUUCAGCCAAAACAGUUUUGGUCAUUAAGGCUCUACCUUGUAUUAAGGGUGCGGGGUAUUUCUCUGGAGGGGUUUCUUCAUUAUAUAUAUAUAAAAAAGGUAUCUCCUUCUCCAAGGUAUUUAAUGCAUUAAUGAGUAUAAUUUUUGCACAGAUGUUUCUCGGUGUUUGCAGGUUUUCUGUGUAUUUUUAUAUUACAAAGGAGCUGGCUACUGCAAUAGCUCAAACUCUGACAAGCAAAUAGAUAAUCAAGAAGACAAAUGGCUUCUUUUGUGAGCUACAGCUCUUGUAUUAAUUUUCAUUUUCUUUCUCAUAGAAAGUAUCGAAAAUACUGUUCAGGACGAAAUAACAUUCCAGUUCUAAGUUACAAAUAUAAAAAAAUGGGGGAAAGGCCUCUGGACCAUAUGAAGAAAAUCAUCCUUUUCUUAAACAACCUUUAUAAGAAAAUGGCCUUGGUUUAUAUGCUAAAUGUUUAUGAAAUUCUUUCAGACGCUGCAUAAUGACCAAAAUACUCCACGAAAAACAAAAGCCAGGGCUUGGCAUGUUCGAAGUGAUCCAGCCUGCUAUUUCUCUCCUUGUUACAUGAAGCAAUUUAAGCAUACCUGGCAAAGAAACUGCAGGGAGAGGCCCCACAAAAAUAGAACUCCUUCCUUAUAUCUUUUAUUCUAUUGCCUGUUUUACACUUUUGAAGGGAUAUUGUCAUGGUCCUAUGAUACAAAACACAACUUCUUGUGGGCACCUUGGGUUUGGGAAUGUCUUUGAUUCACUCUUGUGUUUUGAAUGGCAAAGUGCAAAACUUGUUCGUUUUUAUUUCGGUGAGAACUGUAUGUUAGAGGGUGAUUUGAUUUUUUUUUUUUUUUGGUUAGAAUUUUGCUCUGCUCUGUAAGGUAAAAGCGAUGUAUUUUUCAGUGAGAGGGCUAGUGAUGCUGAGAGUACCCAAAAUCGCUCUUAAAAAGCAUAUGCUGGGAGGAAUUCGAGUUCUAUAGACCAAAAUAAAAGCUGGAAAGUAUGAAUAGACUAGAGAAGGGAGCAAAGAAGAAUUCUAUAGGCACCAAAAGUUCACAGCCAUUAUAGGCAGACAGAAGCCAAGAAAAAUGCGAGAAUUAUACAGAAAAUCAUUAAUCACUUCUUUUCUUUAAAUACUUAUCCUUUUCCCAUUGUUAUUCAACAGCAAAUCUCCGCAGACCGUCUGUUGGGAAAAAAGUACCCGGAGUCCUACCAGAAUCUUCAGGGGGAAUAAUAAUAAUAAUAGCAGUAAUAAAAAAGCCUGGAUCCUAAAGUCGAAACCUUUUUUUUUUAACAAACAAACAAACAAACAAACAAACAAACAAACAGAAUCUCCCGUUGGAAGAAGCCACCCAGGAUCAUGAGGACCGUCUAUGGGGCGCUGGAGAGAGGAUGUGAGAACCGACAAGUUCCCUUUCUUUCUCAGACUCCUCCUCUGCCUCACAUCUGCUGGACCAGACAACUGAGAAUUGGUCAGCUUCCAAUAGACAACUGGAAACGGACUGUCACGUGACCUUGGGGUGCCAAUGUUCUUCCAUAGGGGUGUCAAGACCCUGGUAGUCAGUAAAAAUAUUUUUGGGGAAGCCCAGAGAUGCAGAAAACAACAUACUACGACAGCUCAACGCUCUUUGGGGGCUACACCUACCAGGGGGCCAAUGGGUUUGGUUAUGAUGGUCCUCAACAGCCUUUCCAGCCUUCUUCUCACGUGGAGAAUGACUACCAGAGGUCUGCCUGCUCCCUUCAGUCUCUUGGCAACGCUGCCCCUCAUGCGAAAAGUAAAGACCUGAAUGGAAGCUGCAUGCGGCCAAGUUUGCCCCAGGAACAUCACCAGCCUCCACCUGUCUCACCACCCCCAAACUCUGUCACCAACAGCAACAGUAGCAACAGCAAUAACCAGUCCGGGAGCAGUAAAACUGCCCCCAGCAAAUCAAGUCUCAGUGCAAAUGCAAGUCUCACCAAACAGAUUUUCCCCUGGAUGAAAGAAUCGAGGCAAAACUCCAAACAGAAAAACAGCUCCCCUAGCACAGAAAGCUGCAGCGGCGAGAAAAGCCCUCCGGGAUCUUCCGCUUCCAAGCGAGCCCGCACGGCCUACACCAGCGCCCAGCUGGUGGAGCUGGAGAAGGAAUUCCACUUCAACCGCUACCUGUGCAGGCCCCGCAGGGUGGAGAUGGCCAACUUGCUCAACCUCAGCGAGAGGCAGAUCAAGAUCUGGUUCCAGAACCGGCGGAUGAAGUACAAAAAGGAUCAGAAGUCCAAAGGCAUGGGGUCCUCCUCCGGGGGGCCCUCCCCCACGGGCAGCCCCCCCCAGCCCAUGCAGUCCUCCGCCGGGUUUCUGAAUACCUUACACACCAUGCCUAGUAACUACGACGCCCCAUCUCCGCCUUCCUUCAAUAAGCCCCACCAGAAUGCCUAUGCCAUGUCGACUAACUACCAAAACCCCAUCAAAGGGUGCCCCUCGCAACAGAAGUACGCCAACACGGCGCCCGAGUACGACCCGCACGUGUUACAGGGUAACGGGGGCAGCUAUGGGACCCCCAGCAUGCAGGGCAGCCCCGUGUACGUGGGGGGCAACUAUGUGGAUUCUAUGCCCGCCUCCGGCCCCUCCCUGUACGGCCUCAAUCACCUGCCGCACCACCAGUCUGCCAGCAUGGACUACAACGCAGCUCCGCAGAUGCCCCCCAGCCAGCACCACGGACCGUGCGAGACCCACCCCACCUACACAGACCUUUCCACGCACCACUCCUCUUCUCAGGGCAGAAUACAAGAGGCACCGAAACUCACCCACCUGUGAUGGGGGUGGGAGGGCAGAGCAGACUCGUGGAGCUCUGACCCUUUGAGAGGAGGGGGGAGCGAACCCGCUGUGGGAUCUGAUUCAGAAACAUUUGUGUUGAGCCCUUAAAGCGAUCAGUUUGGUGGGGCUUUUGUUCCCGGUUUUCUUAGGCGCCGCGUCUUUGGGCGGGGGGGGGGGGGUGAUAACUCAGCCUUAUUUAUCUGCAAACUACCGCCCGCGCUCUCCCCGGCUGUAGAGAUAGAGAUAGAUGCAUAGAUCUCCUGAUGCUUCAACACAAAUGCUUUUGAACCCACGCGGGGCAGUUUCCUCGACAUUUGAGGAGAGAGAGAGAAAAAUAUAUAUACAAAGCACCCCAAAAACAACAGCAAACACUACCACCAACAGCAGAAAGCGCGGAGAAUUACAAAUAAUCCUUGGACCUUGAAAAUGACAAGACCCAGUGGGUUCAAGUUGUCGACUCACCAGAUAUGUCCAGCAGGCCCAGCGACAACAGAAAUCCUUUUUCUCUUUUUUUUUUUUUUAAUCUAAACCGAGCCACAGAAAACUACCCCCCUCUCGAUCCCCUCCCCGCAAAAAGUCUUGCUUUCUCCCUUCCAGUUUAACUCCUUAGAUGAAGGGCAUCUUUCUUUUGAGGGUUUCCUUCGCUUUUUGGGUUUUGGGGUUUUUUUUGCUGAGUAACCUUCUCCCUCCCACCACCACCACCACGAGCUGAAAAAUAUCCACACCUGCCAACCCUGGAGGACCCACUGUCUCUUCUCUUCCUGCUCGCCCACCCCCAGCCCAAAGAGGCUGAGUAGAGAAGGGUCUGGGACACCCAUUCUUCAUGCAAAGCUGCACCAUUUUGUCUCUCUACAGGGAAAGUUGGCAGGUCUGAAUAUUUUUUUUUUUUUUUUUGCCCCCUCGCCUCUUGAGGCAGUGAAGUCGCCCUUCGAUGGCACCGGGGCUUUGUUUUUGUUUUUAAGGGUUCACGAACAAACCAACAACAAAGCAAUCUUAAGACUUGGAAGUCCUACAUGUUGUUCCUCCUCUUCUCUUGACUUAACGUGAAAACAGGGUAUAUUUGAACAAACGGUAUGUCCUCCAAACGAAGCAGAAGUGAAUGGAUCUCGAGUAUUUGCUAAUGCUUUCUUGUCUGGACAUCUUCGUUGCACUUAGAGUUUACAUUUGAAUGGGUAUAAAACAACUUUGAAGGCCGUCGCGUCCAACUCAGUCGUGACGUCUUUCAAUAGGUGUGUGUUCUGGUGAACAUUCAUAUAUAUUUAUUGGUUAUAGCCAGUUUAAAAUAUUUUCUUUUUUUGUAUUAUUUAUCCCCAACAUUAUGUAUUUAUAUGAGAAGAAAAGAAUCAAAUUGUACUUUUUUAGUAUUUACUUGUUAUAAAGGACAUUGUGUUUCCUUGUCAUUGUACAACAAGCUUAUUUUAGUUAUUGUAAUUUAGAAAGACCAGUAGUUUUAUGUUACCCUCGUACUUAUGAAUAAUGUAAUUAGUUCUACUGGAGGCAUGAGAGCAGAACCAGACUGUAAUUGUAUAGUCCUGAAUUAGAAGAACUCUAGAUGAUUACCCCUCCCAUCCCACUUCUCCUCUUUGGAGAUUUUUCUUUGUUCUUCUAGUAGUUACUUUAUUUCCUUGCUUAAGGGUUGUCUGUUGAACAAUUCUUGAAUAAACUUUCUGUUAUCAAUUUUA